This is a messenger RNA of Drosophila montana, 739 nucleotides long. RefSeq names its product Golgi-associated plant pathogenesis-related protein 1-like. The record is from RefSeq and is a predicted model, not a curated record. The coding region runs from base 98 to 670 and encodes 190 amino acids. NCBI's taxonomy places the organism in Eukaryota, Metazoa, Arthropoda, Insecta, Diptera, Drosophilidae. The transcript has 5 exons.
UGUGCAAUUUGUAAAGAACAAAGUAACACUGGAAAUUACUAAUAAGAGAUCUUUUUAUGUUUUUUUUAAAUCUAAAUUUUAAUGUAAAACAAAAAUAAUGAAUUCUGAAAACGUUUUAGGGCUGUGUAUAGCGGCGGUGUUGUUAUUGUGUAUUUCAACUAAAGCUGAUUUCGAAAGUGAUGUCCUGAUUUCCCAUAAUUUAUUCAGAAUGAAGCAUGGUUGUCCCAUAUUCUACCUGGAUGACGAUUGUUCCGCAGAAUGUAAGAAAUAUGCAGAAAAGCUUGCCGAAGAAGAGGAAUUGAAUCAUUCAGCUGCAAAUGGAACAUAUGGGGAAAAUCUGUGCUACACAACGGAACAAGCGGAAUUGUGUGUCCAAAUGUGGUACGACGAAGUCAAAGAAUACGACUUUGACAAAGCCGAGUAUUCGCCCGCAACCAGGCACUUCACACAACUAAUUUGGAAGGCAACCAAAUCCUUAGGCGUUGGCCAAGCUACGAGCGCAAGUGGAAGACAUUUUGUUGUCGCUAGAUACAAGCCUGCUGGCAAUACAGAGGGAAUGUUCAAGGAAAAUGUGCCAAAGGCGCUGAGUUUUGGUCACAGAAUACACACUUCUAAGUAUUUUACCCUAUUUUCAUGGCUAUUUCCAGCAUUGCCGCUGCAAACAUUUUAAUAAAUUAAAUUUGAAAAAAAUUGUGCUUUUUAAAAAUUUUAUAAAAAUAAAUUAGCCAAAAAACAAAAA